AAAGUUAUGUGCGUGUAAUUAGCUCCAAAUUCUAUGUAGAAUUUUGUUUUAAUUCAAUAGAAUGAACUGUUUUUUUAAAACAGCUAGAGUUUUCCUGCUUAACAAGCAAAUACAAGCACUAAGACCUUCAGCUGAGGCAUUUUAAAUCGGGAAUGCACAGGUUGUACAUGCUGGGGAACGGGGAGGAGCUGAAAAACUGAAAAAGUUGUUGCAUCCAUACAGAAUCGAAACACCUCCAAGCAAUAUAUAAAUAGCAGGUCUGAACCACAGAGUCCUUCCACACCCAUUCCCAGCACUCUGGACGAGUGUCCCUCCGCCUAGUUCCAAAUGAAAUUAUAACUUUGAAACCAGGAACAAAUGUACCCGUCGGUAGAACUUCAAAGAUGUCGUCUUGUUCAGCUUCAAGCUGGAACCAUACAGUGUCUUCAGCAUCGACAGCUGGGAUCAGAAUCCAGUGGUCUUCAGUUUGCUGCACGUACAGCUUCUCUGAAGAAAAUGCAGAGAUCACAUUUAAUGUGUCCUUGGGAUACCGUGACGACAUGGUCAGUGAGUGGCAAACAAUGGCAUACGCGGAAGAAACUCGGAAGCUCAAAUGUGUCUUUCCCCUUCCAAAAACUAAAGAGAAUGAAGGUAGCUACUAUGAAUGUGAGGUACUUACUUUUAUGGAGAUUGGAACUGUUUCCCACAAAUUCUACCUUAUUAAUAUUCGGCUCCCUGUGCAUGAAAAGAAGGGCAUUAAUGUAGAAAUUGGAGAUAUAAGAGAUAUUCGUGUCGUGGGCAUCCAUCAAAAUGGAGGCUUUACAAAGGUGUGGUUUGCAAUGAAAACCUUCCUUACACCUAGCAUCUUCAUCAUCAUGGUGUGGUACUGGAGACGGAUCACAAUGAUGACACGAGCACCUGUCUUACUAGAAAAAGUUAUCUUUGCUCUUGGGAUCUCCAUGACAUUCAUAAACAUCCCAGUGGAAUGGUUUUCUAUUGGAUUUGACUGGACGUGGAUGUUGCUAUUUGGAGACAUUCGCCAGGGACUCUUCUAUGCUAUGCUUCUGUCAUUUUGGAUCAUCUUUUGUGGAGAGCAUAUGAUGGAUCAGAAUGAACGAAACCGUUUCUCUAGCUACUGGAAACAAGUUGGGCCAAUUGCUAUAGGCGCCUUUUGUCUGUUUGUCUUUGACAUGUGUGAAAGAGGGGUGCAAUUAAAGAAUCCAUUCUACAGUAUCUGGACUACAGAUGUUGGUACAGAAUUGGCCAUGGCAUUUAUUAUCGUUGCUGGGAUCUGUCUCUGUCUCUACUUCUUGUUCCUGUGUUUUAUGGUGUUUCAAGUGUUCCGAAACAUCAGUGGAAAGCAAUCCAGCCUCCCAGCAAUGAAUAAAGCUCGCAGACUUCACUAUGAGGUAAAUAACUGAAGUGGAGAAAAUACC
Sphaerodactylus townsendi is the source of this 1415-nucleotide messenger RNA. Its product is annotated as protein wntless homolog. Lineage: Eukaryota; Metazoa; Chordata; Lepidosauria; Squamata; Sphaerodactylidae. The record is from RefSeq and is a predicted model, not a curated record. Gene Ontology annotation, molecular function: Wnt-protein binding. The coding region runs from base 384 to 1400 and encodes 338 amino acids. Gene Ontology annotation, biological process: Wnt signaling pathway; Wnt protein secretion; intracellular protein transport. The transcript is spliced from 8 exons. Gene Ontology annotation, cellular component: organelle membrane; endomembrane system.